AUGACGCCCAGGACUGAUUUCAAGCUCGACGAGAGCAAGCCUUACGCCGAAAUGUGGUACGGCACCUACCCGGACCUACCAGCAUAUGUCUUGGAAACGGGAGAAAAUCUCCAGGACUUCAUCAACAAGAACCCAGACCAGCUAUUAGGCAAGACAGUAGUCCAGAAAUUCGGCCAGGACUUGCCCUACCUCCCUAAGGUCUUGUCCAUUGCGAAAGCUCUUCCGCUUCAACUGCAUCCAAACAAGGAGCUUGCAUCCGAGCUGCACAGAAAGAACCCUUCGAGCUUCACUGACCCGAACCACAAGCCCGAGAUCGCAAUUGCUUUGACCAAGUUUGAAGCUUUCUGCGGCUUCAAGCCGCUCAAGGAUAUUGAGCAGCUCAUGUCACUCGAGGCUUUGCAGAGAUUCCUGCCCGAAGUCAAGAAGCCUUCAUUUGACGAUCAGACGCUCAAGUAUGUGGUGCAGCGUAUGCUUGAGGCGUCAGAGUCCGAAGUGAAGCAGGUGGAAGAGGCGCUGGGCAAGGCGGGUAAGUCGGCAUUUGGAAAGUACACCAACAUUCCGGAUCUGCUGCCGCGCUUGCAAGGCCAGUACGGGAAGACGGACCCUGGCAGUCUGGUCGCCCUCAUCACCAUGAACUACCUGGUACUACAGCCUGGACAGAGCAUCUACAUCCCCGCUGAUGGAAUCCACGCCUACCUGGCUGGAGACAUUAUCGAGUGCAUGGCGCGGUCAAACAACGUUCUCAACACCGGCUUCUGCCCGCGCGCCGACCGUGACAACAUCGAAACGUUCGUUUCCUGUCUGACAUUCACUCCCCAUGAUGCCAACGAGGCCAUCCUGCCUAGCAAGCCCUACCAAGGUAGCAAGAACGGUCAUACUAAGGUAUAUGCUCCUCCCAUGGGUGAGUUUAACAUGCUCGCAACCGAAGUGCCAUGUGGAGCCAGCGAAACUCUUUCCGCCGUCACUGGGCCCAGUUCGUUGGUAUGCACGCAAGGCUCUGGUGACCUCAAAAUCGACGGAAAGGUCUACGAGAUUAAGGAGGGCUAUAUUUUCUUUGUUGGGCAAGGCGUCGAGGUCGAAUACAGCGCCAGGGAAGCUCUUCAAAUUUUCACUGCUUACGUGGAGUAG
Molecule: messenger RNA, 1128 nt
Organism: Lasiodiplodia theobromae
Lineage: Eukaryota; Fungi; Ascomycota; Dothideomycetes; Botryosphaeriales; Botryosphaeriaceae
Product: Mannose-6-phosphate isomerase
Exons: 4
Coding region: 1-1128 (375 amino acids)
Biological process (GO): GDP-mannose biosynthetic process; carbohydrate metabolic process
Cellular component (GO): cytosol
Molecular function (GO): mannose-6-phosphate isomerase activity; zinc ion binding
Source: RefSeq, a predicted model, not a curated record